UUCAAGGUUGAAUGCUUCUUCUACAUUGCCUUUCUCUGUUCAAAUCGCAGAAAUGGAGGCAUGGAAGAAGACUAUGGAUAAAAGCAACGGACGGUCAUGAUUGCGUAAUGGGAAGAACGGUCCAGAUUCGUGUCACUCAACCAGGGGAGACGCCGUUUUGAAGGAGCAGUCAAAAGAUUCUUCUGCAUUGACAGUCUCUGUUCAAAUCACACCCUUCUUGCCGGGACACCUGAACGAAGCGAUUCACACGUGUACAGCUGGGAAAAGAAUAGAUUAUAGAUGCAUCUUAUUGGUGUCGAAGCUUCGAUGGCUCACCGCCUGGGCACUACAUUAUUUUGCAAAAGGUUCGCUGCACUGAACGCUCCCAAUUGGAGAAGGAAGAGACUGUGUUGCAAAAUGUCUGCCGAGUCAUUGCCCUUAAUUCAUUCAAUCACCUUGCCGAAUCCAGUGGCUGAGCCCGUUAAGAUCGUCGCUGCUCCUGGGGUCUCCUCCUCCGACUUCUGCUCACUGAAGUUUGUCCGAGUGUUAAUUUCCAGCAUGACAUCAAAUUCGGACGUGUGAGACGUUGUUUCAGAUUGAAUUGGUUACGGGCAACGGGCGAGUGCUAUUAAUUCCUCUUUAUUCAAACAGUGGUUAUAUAAUCUGCAAACUAAGAAUGGGGUCUUAGCCUUUGGAAACAUGGUUCUAAGACAAGUUCUCAUUCAGGGAGUUGAUAUGUUUGGAAAGAGAAUUGGGUUUCUCAAAUUCAAAGCUGAUAUUGUUGAUAAAGAAACUGGCCAAAAGGUUCCAGGAAUCGUAUUUGCACGGGGACCAGCUGUGGCAGUUCUGAUACUUUUGGAAUCAGAAGGUGAGACGUAUGCUGUUCUUACUGAGCAGGCAAGGGUCCCCACGGGAAGGAUCUUAUUGGAACUGCCUGCUGGAAUGUUGGAUGAUGACAAGGGCGAUUUUGUUGGAACUGCUGUUCGUGAGGUUGAAGAAGAGACUGGUAUAAGCUUAAACGUAGUAGACAUGAUUGACCUCACUGCCUUCCUGGAACCAUCUACUGGAUGCAGAGUUAUUCCUUCACCGGGAGGCUGUGACGAAGAAAUCAGUAUAUUUCUGUACAGAGGCUCUGUUGAUAAGAAAACUAUUGCACAGCUACAGGGUAAAGAAACCGGCCUUCGUGAACAUGGGGAGCUGAUCAAGGUCCGAGUGGUACCAUACAAGAAACUUUGGCGCACAACUGCUGAUUCCAAGGUCUUAAUGGCUGUGGCUUUAUUUGAAAUGGCUACAAAAGAAGGACUAUUGCCUCCUUUGUCAACCUAAUUUGCUGGUCAGCUCUCCUUAUUGGGGAUCCUUGAUCGAGGGCAGAGAACUAGCACACGUCAUUUUUCUUAGAUCCUGCUACCUAUGAAAUUCUUGUGCAUCUGGCUAUCAAAUUCGCAGUGACAAAGUCGAGGUUUUGGUGGUCAAACUAUUAGUUGUUGCUACAUGUGUAGGCUGCCUUUUGAAGUUGAGUUGAAAUUUGAGUUUGUUCUUUGCAUCGUGUUGUAUGAUGUAUUCUUUAAAGUCUUUGCUAGGUUUCAAGCAAACAUUUAGCAAAAGAUUGGAAUUCUUUCACUAAAAGAAGGGGGGGGGGGAUCUUGUAGCAGGCUUGUAAACAGUGCAGAGAUUUGCGUCACGAAUUUUGUGAUAUACCUGACAAUGAGUGUUAAAGUAAUCCAGGUAUAAGGUGUGA
Prosopis cineraria is the source of this 1717-nucleotide messenger RNA. Its product is annotated as nudix hydrolase 14, chloroplastic. Lineage: Eukaryota; Viridiplantae; Streptophyta; Magnoliopsida; Fabales; Fabaceae. Gene Ontology annotation, biological process: nucleoside phosphate metabolic process; ribose phosphate metabolic process. The record is from RefSeq and is a predicted model, not a curated record. Gene Ontology annotation, molecular function: ADP-glucose pyrophosphatase activity; ADP-ribose pyrophosphatase activity. The transcript is spliced from 8 exons. Bases 679 to 1305 code for a protein of 208 amino acids.